CUUUGUUUACCAGGUUAUGCGGCCUAUUUCAUUGCAGCUUGUGUGCUGAACUUUAAUCGUGCUGUGGCACUGGUGGUUAUAACAUGCGUUGUUCUUUUCUUUCUCGCUUAUGAUCUUGUGGUGAAGUUAUAUGGCAACAUAAUCAAAAAUUUUCUAAAACCACUUGGAAGAUUCUUCGGAAAAUACAAAAAAUGGAUUAAGUGGGCAUUUGCUGCAUUGGUUCUUAUCGGUCUCAUUCUUUGGUUAGCACUGGACACAGCUAAAAAGCCAGCACAUCUUAUAUCAUUCGGUGGUGUCUGCAUGUUUGUUGUUUUUCUGUUUCUUGUGUCCAAGCACCACCGUGCCGUGCGUUGGCGAGCGGUGUCUUGGGGGCUGGGACUUGAAUUUGUUUUGGGUAUCUUUAUCAUUCGCACUGAUCCAGGGUACCAGGCCUUCAAGUUUCUUGGUGAACAAAUUCAGAUUUUUCUGAAUUACACAACAGCUGGGUCAGGAUUCGUUUUUGGAGAAACACUGAUAAAAGAAGUUUUCGCUUUUCAGGCCCUCCCUAUUGUGGUCUUUUUUAGCUGUGUCAUGUCUAUCCUAUACUAUACUGGUAUAAUGCAGUAUGUCAUUCUUAAGAUUUCUUGGCUCAUGCAAGUUACAAUGGGAACAACAGCCACAGAAACGCUGAGUGUAGCUGGCAAUAUCUUUGUUGGGCAGACUGAGGCACCAUUGCUGAUCCGUCCCUAUUUGCCAGAUAUGACCAAGUCUGAAAUCCAUGCUGUAAUGACUGGGGGCUUUGGGACCAUUGCUGGAAGUGUAAUGGGUGCAUAUAUUUCCUUUGGGAUUGACCCAUCCUCACUAAUUGCUGCCUCUGUCAUGGCUGCACCUUGUGCUCUGGCUCUCGCCAAAUUGGUAUAUCCUGAAAUUGAAGAAUCCAAGUUUAAAGAUGAAGAAGGUGUCAAGAUAGAAAAAGGGGAAGAAAGAACUAUACUAGAAGCUGCCAGUAAUGGGGCAUCUGCCUCUGUGGGACUGGUUGCCAAUAUUGCUGCUAAUCUGAUUGCAUUUAUGGCCUUGCUUUCAUUUAUCAACGCUGCUUUCUCCUGGAUUGGAGGAAUGGUGGACUAUCCUAAACUUACUCUACAGCUGAUUCUGUCCUACAUAUUCAUGCCUGUGGCCUUCAUGAUGGGAGUACGGUGGGAUGAGGCUGGACCAGUUGGUGAGAUGCUGGGAACAAAGAUCAUUCUGAAUGAGUUUGUGGCAUAUAGACAACUGGCUGAUUACAAAGCUAAACGGCUUGAAGGUGCAGAUGAAUGGUUAGAUGGAUCCAGACAGUGGAUAACAGAGAGAGCGGAGGUCAUCACUACCUUUGCCCUAUGUGGAUUUGCUAAUAUUAGCUCCAUUGGCAUCAUGCUAGGAGGAUUAUCUUCCAUGGCACCUCAACGGAAAAGCGAUCUAUCCAAGGUUGUGGUGAGGGCUCUGAUGACUGGAGCUUGUGUCUCAUUUGUCAAUGCUUGUAUUGCAGGUAGGUCUUCUGAUGAUGGAGGAAGGUUUUGUGAUAUAUAG
Staurois parvus is the source of this 1545-nucleotide messenger RNA. The record is from the annotation of a GenBank genome assembly. Lineage: Eukaryota; Metazoa; Chordata; Amphibia; Anura; Ranidae.